CGCAUAGUUGAGGCUUCAAUCCAUGCUUGGGCCAAGCGGCCAACCACUGGGACGUGCGAUGAGAGCACCUUGAUGCAUCGUUUGCACAACAAGCUACGCCCAUAUGGCAUUGGCGGAGGCUUGGAAAGCCUUCUCAUACGCCCGACCCAGUCGCGCGCAAAGUCCAGCCGAUUGGCGUUGCAGUGCUGCCCACAGCUCACCCAUCAGCUCUUCAGUGCGUUGAGCGCCGUGCGCGCGUUGCCGCGGCGCUGGCACCUGGACGGCCGCUUUGGCGCCGUGCAGGUGGUCGAAGGUCGGCGCCGCCUGGUGCUGUCGGCCGAGGCGGCAGCGGCGGUGUCGGCCUCCUUCCAGGGGCAAAGCGUCACAAGCGAGUUCCUCACGCCAGAGGUGAUGCGGCUUCUGUCGCAGGAUGUCACCUUGGAAGAAGUGCCGGACAUGGAGACGGAGACAACCUGCGCGCGGGAGGAAGACGUAGAUCUGCUGCCCCCUGCCGCCGACUUCACCUUUGCAGAGCUGUUUGCCGGCAUCGGCGGGUUCCGGCUGGGCUUGGAGGCUUUAGGAGGCCGCUGCGUCUUCGCCUGCGAGAUUCAUGGCGCGGCGCGGGAGGUGUACUCACGAAACUUUGCGGGGGAGCUGCACGGCGACCUGCGGUCCAGCAAGGUGCCGGCGCAUGACCUGCUGGUGGCCGGCUUCCCCUGCCAGCCUUUCUCAGCUCUGGGCAACCAGCCGGGCCUCCAGGCGCCACAAGGGCAGCUCUUUGGUGAGAUCGUGCGGGUGCUGCGGCAAUGCCAGCCUGAAGCCUUUCUGCUGGAGAAUGUGCCAGGCUUGCUGCACAGCAACCGGGGGGCCGACAUGAGCGCUAUCCUUGCAGAAUUGCGGGGCGCCGGCUACCAUGUCUUCCACGACGUGGUGAACGCGCGGAGCCUCACCGCGCAGCAGCGGAAGCGCCUCUUCCUCGUGGGCUUCCGCGGCGCCGGCGGCGCCGGCGGCGGGUCCGGCUUCCAGUUCCCAGAACCUGCGGAGCUGGGGCUCUUGGCCAAGGAUGUCCUUGACGGGGAUGAAGAGUUGGGAGAAGCCGUGGAGCUCUACACCAUCUCAGACCAACAGUUGGAGCGGUUGAGGACCCGCUCUCGCAUGAGCCGGAGCCUUGCUUGGGGCGACCGCAAGCUGGAGACGCUCAUCAGCCACUAUUCUGUGAGUGUGUGGAAAGGCCUCUCGCAGCUGGUCCCGCGGGUUUCGCCUUCGAACCCUCGGCUCUUCACGGGCCGCGAGUGCGCGAGGAUCAUGGGCUUCCCGAACCGCUUCGAUCUGGCCAAGGACCGGCAGAUGUACCCCCUGUUUGGUAACGCAGUCUGCCCGCCAGUCGUGGCCCAUCUCGGCGCUGCCAUCCUCCAGCGCUUGGGCUUGGCGGCCACUGAGAAGACUGCGCAAGCUGUGGCUCUGCAAGCGACACGGGCUGAAGCUGAGACCAAGGCAGCGCAACUGGCCAGGGAGAUGAUUGACGAGCAGGGGGCCCCGGAAAAAUGGCACAGUCUUUUGAUUUACUGA
Effrenium voratum is the source of this 1548-nucleotide messenger RNA. NCBI's taxonomy places the organism in Eukaryota, Dinophyceae, Suessiales, Symbiodiniaceae. The record is from the annotation of a GenBank genome assembly.